Molecule: messenger RNA, 1598 nt
Organism: Lolium perenne
Lineage: Eukaryota; Viridiplantae; Streptophyta; Magnoliopsida; Poales; Poaceae
Source: RefSeq, a predicted model, not a curated record
AGCACACGAAACAUGAGAGUCGGAGGGCACGAAGUCACGAACUGGCACGGUGAUCUAUGAUGUACUAUCAUACACCAACUAAUCAGUAUCCAAGAAAAGUCAAGCUUGCUAGCACAUACUCCUCCUACAUAGAACAGAGCUUGCAAUGUGCCAAGUUGCGAAUACUCCUAGCAUGUCAUAGUCCUUUCCCCUGGGUGCCUCGUCCUUAAUCAAUCUGCUCCCUCAUGGCGAGCUCCAAGAGCGGCCUAUCGCCGGCGGUUAUCUUCCUCCUCGGGGCCGCCUCGGCCACCGUGUUGCUCGUCUUCUUCUUCACCGCCACCGCAGGUCCCGCGUGGCCCACGACGGACAUCAGUGCCAGUAGGAGGCAGCCCGUGGCUGGCUCAGUUUCUGCACGGGCGGCGAAGGUGACAGCAGUAUCAGAGCAGCAUAGCGGAGCAAGAUCACGAGCUCGAAAUGCGUCUCCUACCAAUGCGACGGACGAUGACGCGUUCGCGCGGAUGCUGCGGCGUGCGGCGAUGGAGGACGGGACGGUGAUCAUGACGUCGGUGAACGAGGCGUGGGCGGCGCCGGGGUCGCUGCUGGACUCGUUCCUGGAGAGCUUCCGCGUGGGGCUCAACAUCUCGCACUUCGUCAAACACAUCGUGGUGGUAGCCAUGGACGAGGGCGCGCACCGCCGCUGCCGCUCCCUGCACCCGCACUGCCACCUCCUCCUCCCGGACGUGGACGGCCUCGACCUCUCCGGUGCCAAGAGCUACAUGACCAAAGACUACCUCGACCUCGUCUGGAGCAAGCUCCGGCUCCAGCACCGCGUCCUCCUCCUCGGCUACAACCUCCUCUUCACGGACGUGGAUGUGGCGUGGUUCCGGGACCCGAGGGUGCACAUCACGGCGGCGGCGGACAUCACGACGUCGAGCGACUUCUACUUCGGCGACCCGGACUCCCUGGGCAACUACCCAAACACGGGCUUCAUCUACUUCAAGGCCGCGGCGAGGAACGCGCGCGCCAUGGCCUACUGGCACGCGGCGAGGGCACGGUUCCCCAAGGAGCACGACCAGUUCGUCUUCAACGAAAUCAAGCACGAGCUCGCCGCGCCGCCGAUCGGCGUCAAGAUCAGGUUCGUCGACAGCGCCGACGUGAGCGGGUUCUGCCAGCUGGGGCGCGACCUGAACCGGAUCGCCACCGUGCACAUGACCUGCUGCAUCGGGCUGGAGAACAAGCUGCACGACCUCAAGCGCAUCGUGGAAGACUGGAAGCAUUACGUGUCGCGCCCGGUGUGGGAGCGGCAGGCCGGGAGGAUCGGGUGGAGGUUCGAUGGGGGGAAGUGCAUACAUUGAUUAAUUGAUAGUAUAGUAAUACGAUCGAUCACAGAUUCGAAACGUGGUUCUUUGUCUGGGAAUUGAGAGCGAUGGCAUGGAAGCUUCGCCCCGGCAUGCCGUUCCGUUUCGUCAUGAAGACUGUUCAUAUUUCAGAAAUUACGAUGCAUGAUAUAAUAUACUCCAUUGGAUUUUAUGAUGUUCAGUUGUAAUUUGUUGCUAGCUAUGUCCAGGUUUCUUCUUAGUCGGAGGUAGAAUUUGGUAAGAGAGAAUUUGCUCACGGAA